AAAUGCCAGGCAAGCAGCCUGUAGAAGGGCCAGUGGAGGCUGGGGCUGCAGAAGAUGGCACUGAGGAAGGACUCGGGGGCCUCACCCCAGAGGAACUCCAGCAGGGCCAGGAGGCCGCCCUGGCCCUGGAGGACAUGAUGGCACUGAGCACCCAGACCCUGGUCCAUGCUGAGGUGGACCAGCUCUACCAGGAGGUGCGUCCCCUGGGCCAGGGCCGGUAUGGUCGCGUCUUACUGGUCACCCAUCGUCAGAAAGGCACGCCCUUGGCACUGAAGCAGCUCCCGAAGCCCUCCACGUCCCUCCGUGGCUUCCUGUAUGAGUUCUGUGUGGGCCUGUCCCUGGGCGCCCACCCAGCCAUUGUGGCUGCCUAUGGCAUCGGCAUCGAGUCAGCCCACUCCUACAGCUUCCUGACGGAGCCCAUUCUGCACGGGGACCUCAUCACCUUCAUCGAGCCCAAGGUGGGCCUCCCUCAGCCCGCGGCCCAGCGCUGUGCGGCCCAGCUGGCCUCRGCCCUGGAGCACAUCCACUCCCUCGGCCUGGUGUACCGGGACCUCAAGCCAGAGAACGUGCUGGUGUGCGACCCAGCCUGCCGUCGCGUCAAGCUGGCCGACUUUGGCCACACACGGCCCCGCGGGACCCUGCUCCGCCUAGCCGGGCCACCCAUCCCCUACACAGCCCCCGAGCUCUGUGCCCCGCCGCCUCUCCCCGAGGGCCUGCCCAUCCAGCCUGCCCUGGAUGCUUGGGCUCUGGGGGUCCUGGUCUUCUGCCUGCUCACUGGCUACUUCCCCUGGGACCAGCCCCUGGUGGAGGCCGACCCCUUCUACGAGGACUUUCUCAUCUGGCAGGCCUCAGGCCAGCCCCAGGACCGACCGCAGCCCUGGUUCGGCCUGGCGCCUGYGGCAGAUGAACUCCUGUGGGGGCUGCUGGACCCUCACCCCCGAAGGAGGAGCCCGGUGGGCUCCAUCAAGGGCUACCUGGGGCGACCGUGGAAACAGCUGGAGAGGGAGGCUGAGGAGCUGGGAAAGGGGGCAGAGGACGGGCAGUGAGCAGGGCUGGGAGGGCAGCGCCCACUUCCAGGGGUGCUUAGCUGUGCCAAGCGGCUUUGGUGUCUGCCCAUUUUGUCCCUCUCCUGUGCCCCCUUGCUGCUCKGUGCAGUCCCCGCCCCUCCCUGUCCCCACGUGUCCUUCCUCCUCUGCACCUUCCCUGGAUGCUCUGGGAGGUGCGCCUCCUCUCUAGGCCUUCCCUCGCCCCAGCACACGGCCGCCGCCCUCCCCUGCAGCCCCCUCCCCCCCACUUUGUGUUCCUUUACUUUUCCUGUGACCCGUGUCCUCUUUAAUCCAGAUGUUUUACUUACCAUGGCUACUGCAUGAGAUCCCAAAGGGAAGGACCACGYGCCCAGAGCCAGGCCUGGCUGGGCCCUGCCUCCCUUCCAGGUGCCUCACACUGCCCCUGGCCUGCCCUCUCCUGCAGGGCUUCCCUUCCACCCCGUCCCUCUGCCCUUUUCUCACGUUGCUGGGGAGUCACCCUCGUGUUCUGCCUCUCUUGCCCCAGCUGCUCUCUGCAAAUAGAGUCCACCUGGUGUCAGGUCCCCUGACACUGUGGGAGAGUAAGUGUGUGUGUGCGUGUGUGUGUGCGUGUGCGUGCGCGCACACACACACACACACACACCAGCAGCUGCUGUGGAGAGGGAGAGGUGGAGUGCCUGGGGAYGAGGCCCCAGCCCAGCUGGCCCUGUGGUGGACGGUAGAGCACGGAGCACAGGGUGAGCUGCUGGUUUCUUGGGUGGUCCCGGACAGGCACACUGAAAGGUAGACAUCACGUGCUGCGUUUGCACACGCACACAGCACACUUGGCCCGCCUCAUUCCGCAGCUCCCUGCUCUCCCACCCCUCCCGCCUGCCCUCAGCCCUCUUCCCCACUCCACUGGUCUCCCCUGUGUCUUCACGGACACCCCUCUCCCUAGCUUGGCUCUAGCGUCCACACGGAAGGGAAAACAGUCGACGGCCUUUCGGAGUCUGGCCCAUUUCACUUAGCAGAUGUCCUCCAGUUCUGUCCACCUCCCAGCAGUGCCGUGACCUCAUCCAUCUCCAUCUUUAUGACUGAGGAAACUCCUCUGUGGGCCUGGACCACAUUCUCGGAUCCAUCAUCUGCUGACGGGCACCCGGGCUGGCUCUGCACCGUGCCUCCUGCGGAUCACACUGUGAAACACUGAUGGGACUGUGCCCUGCCGUGUGCUGGUUUUGGAUCCUUUGGAAAAACACCAAGGCGCGGGGUAGCUGGGUCCUAAGGCRUUUCCAGUCCUCGCGUUCUGAGGAGCCCGGAGUGCUUUCUGGAGGACUGUACCCAUUUUCACUCCCACCCACAAAGUUUGACUAUGCCUUUUCCCAUGAGCUGCUUAUUUGUAAGAAUCCUUU
Molecule: messenger RNA, 2413 nt
Organism: Urocitellus parryii (Arctic ground squirrel)
Lineage: Eukaryota; Metazoa; Chordata; Mammalia; Rodentia; Sciuridae
Source: RefSeq, a predicted model, not a curated record